Molecule: messenger RNA, 2984 nt
Organism: Copidosoma floridanum
Lineage: Eukaryota; Metazoa; Arthropoda; Insecta; Hymenoptera; Encyrtidae
Product: facilitated trehalose transporter Tret1-like
Biological process (GO): transmembrane transport
Cellular component (GO): membrane
Molecular function (GO): transmembrane transporter activity
Source: RefSeq, a predicted model, not a curated record
GUACGUGCAAGGUUGUGUUUGUGGAUUAAAUGUGUAGUGUAAUGAAUUAAAUUUGCUCAAAUAAACGUAAAAUGUGAGAUAUAGUUUUAUUGAUAAGACAGUGACGAAAUAAAAAUUUCCCAACAAAAUACGGCUUUAAGUGUUUGAUCCUUCUCAACAGGCGUAGACUGUGUAUUUGAGAAAGUCCACAUUAUCUACGUAUAAUACGAUAAAACUGAGGAAGAGUGGGUGUUAUCGCUAGUAACCGUUCCAGUCGUAAAAACAUUAUCAUCACUUUUAAAUGAGGCAGUAAUGAUAAGUAAAAGUUGACGUUACUUAGUUGUAUUCCGUCCACGUAGCAUAGGCUCGUCCUAGUAUGAACAAGACAAAAGACAAUAGGUAACAAUGGAAAAUCUCAUGCUGCUGAUAGACAAUGUAAAUACCAUACCUGGUGUUGAAAACUGCAGCAAGUCCAAAUCAUACUUCCGACAAUGGGUUGUGUCAGCAAGUUUUUCUUUGGUCAUCAUGCUAAUAGGCAUGUCGCAUGGCCACACUGCCAUUUUACUGCAACAAAUAAAUCCGAUUUCUCCACAACAAACAAAUUUGUCGACUACGAUGACAUCGAAGGGUAUCAGAAUUGAAAACGGUGAAAUAUUCAACAGACCGGAAUUGGUAAUCGAGUCAAAGGACAUGCAGUCUUGGAUAGCCUCAGUUUUGGUACUAUUUAACUCCCCGAGUUGUUGGAUCCUGGCGGCUAUUGGAAAAAGUAUCGGUCGAAAGCCAGUUUUGAUAGCGUCCACCACAAUGUUUACAGUGGCCUGGUUCGUGAUUGUCUUUGCGGAUAACGCGUGUGAUUUGAUGGUCAGUAGAAGUGCCAUGAGCUUGAGUACCGGCAUUUUGGCAGGUUUGACGUCGAUCUAUCAAGGUGAAUGCUCGUCACCAAAGGUACGGCCCAUAUUCAAUGCCAUGCAAGGUAUUUCAUUCAGCCUUGGAAUAUUGUCCUGUCAUGCUGUUGGGGUGUGGUACCAUUGGAGAACAACUGCCCUAUUUUGUGGCCUUGUGGCGGUUAUUGCUCUGGGCAUGUGCUGUAUCUUACCAGAAAGUCCAGUGUGGUUAUUACAUAGAGGUAGAUUUGUCGAUGCCAUCCACUCUUGGACGUUUUUGCGAGGCAACCGUGAAUUCGAUGAGCUGGAGUCCAUGUACGUCGAUGUACAAGAAGAGUGGACGAGCCAAGAAAAGAUUGAUGGAAAAAAGCCGAUGUGGAUAAAACAAUUUUUUUCGUCUACGUUUUUAAAGCCUUGUGGCAUUAUAAUGGCGUUGUUUACCGUGUUACAAUUGAGUGGCGUUGGUGCGGUGACGUUUUAUUGCAUAACCAUGAUCACUGAAAUAGUCGGUGAAAGUGAUGCUUACAAGGCGACUUUAAUUUUGGAUGUACUCCGUCUUCUGUCCUCGAUUGUUUUAACGUUGUGCAUGAGAGUGUAUAGUGCGCGAAUGUUGACGUUGUGCUCAGCUUUCAGUUGCUCCGUUUUCCUCAUUGGGCUGUCUUUAUCCAUAGUAUUCGAAAUUUGGAGACCGUACUUUUCUUUGGUUCUACUAUUUAGUUACGAAGUAUCUGUCAUCAUGGGCUUAACUUCUUUGCCAUGGAAUUUCUUGAGUGAAUUUUUUUCACCAGACCACAAAGAAAUCGGCGUGGGUCUCUCCACCAGUUAUUACUACAUUUUAUUUUUCGUCGUUGUGAAAAGCAAUUUCAAAUUAAUCUCACUACUACAAAUUUGGGGAACAUUUUUACUCUUUGGAUGCAUAACGGCAUGUGGUACAGUUGUCCUCUAUAAAAUUCUUCCCGACACCAAAAAUAAAUCACUCAAAGAAAUAGAACUGAUGUUCACCAAUCACGGUCAUCGAAAGUAGUUGGAGGGUGUUGAAACAUUUUUAAUUCUCCAUGUGAAAUAACAUGUAUUAAAUUAAGUGUUCAUAUUAACAUUGUUAAUUUUGCAAGUGUUUAUGUAACUUAAAAAUUUAGUACAUAGCUUGACUUAAUUAACAAAGAGAACUCCUAAAUGGAUAGUGGAUCUUGACAAAAUUUUGAGAGAAUGUUUCUGAUUCCCAAAAAUAACAGAAAUCACGUUUCAUUGUACACCUCAUAAGAUCUGAAAUUCAAUAAGUUCAAGAGAUAUAACAAAUUCAUAAAAAAUGUUAAAACUGGUUUUUUAGUAUAACUUAGUUAUUGAUGUAUCAAUAGUUUAAAAAAAAAAUGUUUCUCAGUCGUAGAUCAUUUAAGUAAUAAAUUCUUAAAAGUGAGUUUUCGUGCAAGACUUGUUUGGUUCGAAAUUGUUUUCAAAGUCAAUUGUUACACCGUAACAACGUUGGUUUUCAAAGAUUCUUCCAGUUUAAGACCAGAGUAAGUUCCUCGCAUUCGCUGUGGUUUACGUCCUUUAUUUACUUAUCCGUCACUCUUUGGUCCUUACCAAAGAGGUCUGAGAAUUUAAAACCCAAGUCUCGACGCGUAUUUAUGACGUACCUACUGCUGCUACUACCAGACGCGGCAGCAGUGGCAGGUAGUCGUAAAGCAAGCCAGCAAGACACCCGCAUGGCACGUGAUAAAGUACGAAAUUUAUAUACAUGCGUAGCAUACUCAAGCAGAUGCGCCCAACGAUGCGCCCUCGAGAGCAUUAAUAAGCUGUUCUGCUGGUGUUCGUGAGAAUAGAAGCCGCGUGCACUUGUGGCGAUGAUACGUAUGAACUUGUGUGUGAUUGUAUGUAUUGCGUGUUUCGGUAAAUCAGUGAUACUCUGUCACCACCGUUAAGUACAGUUUUCUUGGAGUUUCACUUUCUCGCGCUCAUCGAUAUCGGUUUGUCAUCAAGCUUUAGCCACGCUUAUCGCAAGAGAGAUUCACAGGCUUUAGGAAGAACAUCAUCAUCGAUGGAUCAUUGAUCACCAGAAGAUAAUUAUAAUUUUAGUAUUGGUUAGUGUAAGUUUCACAAUCUAUGUAUUAAAUAAUAAAAUAA